UUUCUGUAAGACAACUAAGAAAUCUGCCUUGCCAUGACCGAGUUCUCACGCUAUCCAAAAGUGGUAGUGACAAGGGCACGUGCACCAUAGGCUGCAUCGUUGUUCUCCGCCGCCCCGAUCCCUUAGCCCGCGGCUGUCCCAGCGUCCUCGGCCCAUGUUGAACCAACAUGUCGACUUUCGUUGCGGUGCGCCUUGGCUACAGCGCGCAUGCUGCGGCAAUCUACAUCGCCCUUGGGAGUGCCACAACAUUCCUGGCGUCUCAUCGGUCGAUAUACGCUACACGUCGAGGUGUUGGGGGGCCUGUGUGCUGUUGUUCUUGACCCCUUCCUGUGAGACUCCAGGGCUUCUUCUCAGCGUCAUCCCUCUCGCAAUGGACCGGACCGACUUCGCCUUCGCAUCGGCUCAUGGCCUGUUUGCUCCUUUCUGCUCUCGGAAACAUUAUCCAUUCGCACGAACGUUCUACCCAGAUAAACUGUCAGUUACGCGCAGCAGCCUCUUCCUUCUCGCUUGUAGAGUGAUCGCAUGAACAAAGCGUGCUAGGGGAAGGCUCUGAAACCCUUCACAAACGAAAGCAGACGCCAUGUACGGGAUGGAGGGGAGGGAUAAGCAAGAUGAUCCCAUUUGUACAGCGUCCGACUUUGGUGCGCUCGUGACGAACAACGAAUGCCGGUGACGCUUUUUGGAAGCAGCGUCCACCGCAGGUGCUGGGCCCCUUCUCAGGGCGGGUGUUCCAACGUGCUCGACGACGAGGGGAACGUCCGAUCGGACGAGGGUGGACAGAUCGACUGGCGUCGGCGGGACAAACGUCGAAUGGCGACGAGAGAAGCGUUUUUGGAGAUUGGGUGUGAGCAUGGGUGUGAGCAUAGGAGCUUUCGGCAGAGCGGGUGCUCGGUUAACUGCAAGGAGAUAGGAAGGGCGGUCAGAGAUGUGGGGCAGCUAAGCGAUUGGGGAAACCACUGACGCUCUUCCUCGGUCAAGAGGACUUCCUUCCUGAAGCAGACACCCGUGACGGUCUGGCUAGGCUUCGCGGGGGGAUCCAUCAACAGGAUAGCGGCGAGGUCAUUAGAGAACGUCUCGGGAGGGUUUCUGACUGGGAGCGGAUCAGUGUCCGAAUGCCCCGUCAGUGUAUGGGACGGCCACUCACGCUGUUCCUCCGAUAAGACCACUUGUCGCUCAAAGCCGGCCCCAGCGAUAUCUAGGCUGCCGGGAGGUGACUUGGCCUCGUGCGAGGUGGACGAAACCGACGACAAAGAGGACGACGAGAUGAACGGCUUUGGGGGUGGUGCAGGCUUCCUCGUGCCAAAGGAGAAGAAGUUUGGGAUGGUUCGGCGACGGAUCGUAUCAGAGGACGAUGGGCUGGAGCGGAUGAUGUGCAUAAUCGUUAUAGGUAAGGGGGAUAUCAUUCAGUCUACAUCCCCCAGCCAAGAUUUGUACCUCCGGGGGUGUCUCAGACAUGCUCAAAUCCGCUGGCCUCCGAGACGACUUGCGACAGGGGAUGUCUGAGCUGGAAUCGGCAACUGAAUGUUCGAGUCGCUCACCACGCACCCGUAACGUCAUUGAUUGCCCCAGAGCAUCCACUUGGGAGGGCUGACCAAGCUCGAUUAUCACAUCACAGCAACUGCAGGUUGCGAUUAUGACAAGCUGGAAUCCCAGGAACUCGUGCUCAUAGAACGAGCCGAAGAUCCUCGCGUACGAUGCUGCAGAGUAUGUCCUAUUUGCAAUACAAAACAGGCAGAUGAACAUUCUUUAUGUCUGUGGGCGGAGAGAAUGCG
Mycena citricolor is the source of this 1772-nucleotide messenger RNA. Lineage: Eukaryota; Fungi; Basidiomycota; Agaricomycetes; Agaricales; Mycenaceae. The record is from the annotation of a GenBank genome assembly.